GGUUCGCGGAUCACCCCUAUCCUUCCGUGGUCUACCGAUGCUUGCCCCAGAGUUCGAGCAUGAGCUGGUAGGAUGUUUACUGAGUACUCAAAUGUGAUCCUGUUCCUAAUAAGGCAAUCUCUCAAUCAGUCUAUCAGGCAAGAUUCGUCCCCGACCUGAAAAGCGACCUACCUACACAUAAAGAGGAUGCACAAGUUUGCCUCAAACAUAUAUAUUUCUGUCGCCAACACUAUGGAACCAGUCGAAGGUCAGGGAAGCCCCCAUAAAGUCCUUGACAGACUCUUCAAAACUACAAAGACUUCCACUAUCCCCCAUCUCACAGAACUUCGCAAGGCCCUGGGCUACGGCAACCCAGGCCAAGAACAGGACAUCGCCUUUAAAAGGGCAAUCAGAGCCCAGAUCGAGUCUUUUGUAUCCCCUAGCACCAAAAUACCUGCAUACAAACUCACCAAGUGGAGGUUGCCUCUUCACCAGAGAGGACUCCAAGAGGUCACCAAAGACUUCCUCGAUACCAAGGGAAAGGGGCCUGAAUUCUGGCCUGCGAGGCACGACUCCGUUAACACCAGGUGCCUUGAGUAUUCUAAAGACUCUUCUCGGAUACGUCGUCUCAUGAUCAAAGUCUUUUGGCGUGCAGCCCGAGAGUACAAGCGAAACAAGCCCUCAAACUCUACCACUACGAAGCUAUCAUCACAGCCUAGCGAUAGAGACACCUUACCUUUAAAACCCCUGGAUACGCCGGCUGACGACAAACACCAAGUCCUCGAUAACAACUCGCAUAUUCUCAAAGGUCAGAAUAUCGACAACCCUAUAGAUGUUGAGAGCAUGCAGUCCGGAACCAACACAUCAGGACUGUCCACAGACGAUCACUUUGCAGGCCUUGGAAUUGCUUUCAAUUUUAUUCUUGGUGCACAGCGACAGGAUACGCCUGAUGAGAGCUCAAGCUCGGAGCCCUUUUCGUCUUCACAAUUAGUCCCUGACACAGAGGGAACUAUGAUGCCUAUUCCCGAGGAAGCAGAGAGCGCGUCCAGGACAGACGUGUACGAAGUGCCUCCAAGCCCUCCAGAGGUCACUGAAACUGCACAGAGUAAUGGCAAGCGCCCGGUCGAGCCAGACCCCGAUGAUCUCAGCCGCCAGGCCAAAGUCCCCAGACAAGAUGCAAGCACGUCUGCGAAAUCGACACGCCAACCUCCAAAGAGUACUCGAGGUGGCAGAAAGUCACAGAGCUUACGUCCCAAUGUCCGAAGCUCUAAAAGACAGAGAAAGCCAGUCUGUCGACCAGGAGCUGCUACAGAAGAACAGAUUCAAGCUGCUGAGAACCCGACCCCAACCCCAACUCCGUCACCUCCCCCAGCUGUAGCUGGACCUCAGCGCAGAAGUAAUGCGAGCCAAAGCAAACAACCCUCGACCACCACUAAUGGUUCCACCUCAAGAAUUUCAGCCGGGGAAACACAAGGCCAAUCUCCAACCGGAGCUAUCAGAGCAGAGCUAGCUCGCCAGGCUGAAAGGCAGACUACAGAGGCAGCUAUAGCAGCGGGUGUAGACCAAGAACUAGAUGCCCGCGGUACGUCUACCACUGACCUCUCCGCUAAAGCUCAAGGAAAGCUACCUGAGGUGCCGGUCAGGAAAACCCCAACGGUUCAAGCUGGGCCAAGUCGGGAGCGGGCCGCAGAGUCUACGGUCAGACCAGAGGCCAGUGCUGUGAGCCAACAAAGGAGCCGCUCUGGGAAUCUGGACCCUGAAGAUACACAGCGAACAGUGCCGCAUGGACGUGAAAUAGCCAUCGUCAUAAGAUCCAACAUAGCUAAUGGCGUUGACUUCAUGUCUUGGAAGCCGUCAUCUUUCUUAUUCAACAUGUCUCUUGCGGAUGUGGCUGAGGAGUUGGGGUUGAGGCACGGCCGAACCCUUCACAUGUCUCUCAGAGGCCGAAUAUCCAACUUGUGUGAAAAGUUCGAGCCCGGCGACGAAGAUGGAUUUGAGUCCUUCAAAUAUGAGUGCCUGGGAGUUAUUAUGCAGCGACAUUCUGGUGCUGCAUCUACUAUUUACUUUUCGGACAAGCCAAUUUCUAUCUGAAAUGGACUAUACAGUCUCUAGUUAUUAUGGAUAGAUGGCAUGCGAAUUCGUUUUCUUUCUUUCUUUCUUUCUUUUUGUUUUCAUGGUACUAUAUUCUAUUCUUGGGAAAUUGGCGGAUCAACGACUUUUAAUGGUUUGACGGGUAUGAAACUGUCAACAGGGUUCUGUUCUGUGGUUUUUAUCUUUUAUUUCCUUAUCAAGCACCAGACUUUUGUAAUAACACAUUUGUAUAGUAACUUAGAGCAGUUGAUAGAAAACCAGGAACGUGAUUGCAUAUGUAUGUAUGAGGUACCCGAGCACGCGUUUCUCAGGCUAUGGGGGACAGUCACUGGUUGAACCAAGAUCAAACGAUGCAGUCUGACUUUGGCGCAUUAGUUAACUUAGCAGCUCGAAUGUCGGUAAAGUGUUUGAUACUGUGGAAAAUGGUGGCGAACACCUAGUGGAACGGGUGGUUACGCAAUGCAAGGUGCC
Messenger RNA from Fusarium verticillioides 7600, 2541 nucleotides. RefSeq lists its product as hypothetical. The transcript has 5 exons. Bases 187 to 2070 code for a protein of 627 amino acids. The record is from RefSeq and is a predicted model, not a curated record. NCBI's taxonomy places the organism in Eukaryota, Fungi, Ascomycota, Sordariomycetes, Hypocreales, Nectriaceae.